Archocentrus centrarchus (flier cichlid) is the source of this 3599-nucleotide messenger RNA. It is a transcript of the gene s1pr1, whose product is annotated as sphingosine-1-phosphate receptor 1. The transcript has 2 exons. The coding region runs from base 336 to 1466 and encodes 376 amino acids. The record is from RefSeq and is a predicted model, not a curated record. Gene Ontology annotation, molecular function: sphingosine-1-phosphate receptor activity. NCBI's taxonomy places the organism in Eukaryota, Metazoa, Chordata, Actinopteri, Cichliformes, Cichlidae. Gene Ontology annotation, cellular component: membrane. Gene Ontology annotation, biological process: G protein-coupled receptor signaling pathway.
UGUGUGUCUCUGCUGCUUUCACUCUGCUGCGGACCGUUUUCCUCGGGACUCUGACUGAAGAUGUAAAAAAAGAAAAAAGUCUCUAUGUUUUCUACAUUGUCUUCAAGCUUCAGUAGAAAGUCCGCAAAGUGUUUUAGCUUAAAUCUAAUCGGAGUCGGGCGUCGUGAAGUCGUUUUGCGUCCAUUCGGUGUGACGAGCAGAAAAAGCGGAUCCGUGUUCGUCUGAACUCAGGACCAUGUUCCCAUCCAGCAGCUCUGCCCUUCUUCACAGUUACUACCUAACAUGAAGGACUGAAGUCUGAGGACGCAGUGCCCCCUGCUGGACUACCACUGCAGAUGGAGGCCAUGGCUGAGCCCAGCUACUCUGAUCUGAUUGCCAAACAUUACAAUUACACCGGCAAGUUCCGCAAGACGCAGCAGGACUCUGGUUUGAAGGCCGAUUCUGUGGUCUUCAUCAUUGUGUGCUGCUUCAUCAUCCUGGAAAACAUCCUGGUCCUGACCACGAUCUGGAGGACCAAGAAGUUCCACAAGCCCAUGUAUUACUUUAUCGGGAACCUGGCACUAUCUGAUCUGCUGGCCGGCGUCGUCUACACUGCCAACAUCCUACUGUCGGGUGCCAACACCUACAAGCUGACACCCACCCAGUGGUUCUUCAGGGAAGGCAGCAUGUUUGUGGCACUGGCAGCAUCUGUCUUCAGCCUUCUUGCCAUUGCCAUUGAGCGCCACCUCACCAUGCUGAAGAUGAAGCUGCAUAAUAAUGGCAACACCUUCCGUGUCUUUCUACUCAUCAGCACCGUGUGGAUGAUUGCAGCAGUGCUAGGCGGCCUGCCAGUGAUGGGCUGGAACUGCAUCCAGAGCAUGGCACAGUGCUCCACCGUGCUACCACUCUACCACAAAACCUACAUCCUGUUCUGCACCACUGUCUUUAGUGUCAUUCUUAUGGCCAUUGUGGUGCUCUAUGCCAGGAUCUAUGCGUUGGUGCGCACUCGCAGCCGCAAACUCGUCUUUCGCAAAGUCUCCAAUGGUCGCAGCAAUGCCAGUGCAAACAGUAAGAGCUCAGAGAAGUCAAUGGCACUGCUGAAGACAGUCAUCAUCGUCCUCAGCUGCUUCAUCGCCUGCUGGGCACCACUCUUCAUCCUCUUGCUACUAGAUGCGGCCUGUGAGACACUAAGCUGCCCCAUCCUCUACAAGGCAGAGUGGUUCCUGGCACUUGCUGUCCUAAACUCCGCCAUGAACCCGCUCAUCUACACGCUGACCAGCAACGAGAUGCGCCGUGCAUUCCUAAAGACGCUGAUGUGUUGUACCUCCUUCAUUCGACCACGCACCAAGCUCACAGGCCCGAUCGUGGGGGCGGAGUUUAGCCGCAGCAAGUCUGAUAACUCCUCCCACCCCAACAAGGAGGAGGCAGAGUAUUCACCCAGGGAGACAACAGUAGUGUCCUCUGGGAAUGUCACCUCAUCAUCCUAAAAAUCCAGGAGAAACAAGCAGAAGAGGGAGAUGUACAGGGUCAGAUGAGGAGUAAACAUUUGUGCGUAAAACAGGUGUGAAUGGUGCCACAUAACCAAGUCACAAACCUCUAGCUGACCAGAACUCACAGAAUUUCAAAUUGAUGGAACUGGGACCUGCGAAACCUGAAGUAGAGGAGGUCCACACACUGUAUAUAGCUCACAACCUUCACGUCACAGCACCUGCAGGAGGGUCAGUGGCUUUAACUGUUUCAUGGUGAUCCUGCUUCAUUCAGCAUCUGGUCAGACCAGAAAGUGCUUCUUCAGAGUUUAUCCAGACAUCCAAACAUCCUUGUGAUACACAGUAUCUAUGUGCAAAAUACACUUUACCAGACAGUUAAAGUAGUGAAUUAUUGAUGUGUUUUGAUGCAUCAAAGUCAGUUUUACUGAAUAACAGUUACAAGCUACAUAGACAGUGAUCCAAAUAGAGGAAUCAGACUUUAUACUCACCCUCUAAGAAUAACUAGAACAUAUAGCACUUAAUACACAAUUGUCAGAUAUUUGAGAAAUACAAAUUAAUUAAAGAAAAAUUUCCUCUGCCUCCUUUUUCCUGUAGAUUUUUAAGAAAAACUCACAUCCAGAAACCAACCUUAGUGCAGAGCUCAGCUGCUUUUCACUACAGUUGAUCUUUCACAUAAGACACUCUUUAUAUAAGGUUUCAAAGUAGCAGCUAAUGACUUUAAUAAUCAUUAUUAAAUCUUUUAUCAGUGCUUUAUUAUUAUUUUAUUCUGGAUCAAAAAGAAAAAUAAUAAAGAGGCAAACUUUACAUGCCUUCAAAACAAGUGAUGUUCAGUCAUGAUUUUUGCAUUAAAAAGAAGUAUUUAAAAAUAAAAAUUAAAAUCAUAACUAACUUUUCUUGAUGAUGCAAUGAGGUCAAAAGUUUCACAUAAAAAGUUAGAUAUAAUUUGUCAAUUCUUAAAAUUGAUUUAGCUUAAUUUGUUAAGUAUUGAUCUUUUUUUUUUUUUAUCUUGCCAAUUUUUUCCCAAAAUAAUCUGAUUAUGUCAAAACUUUUCUCUCUACUCAUAUUUUUAGCUCAUCAUUUUUAAAACAUAACCAUUUCAGCCAGAGUUUUGUGUUGGUCAUUAAACAAAAAUCUAUUUUUUGAAUCAUGAUUAAUAUUAUUCACAUUUUGGCCUCAAACUUUUGAAUUAAUCGUGAAAGAAAAAAGAAACAAGAAAUCCGAACCAUCAAAUGUUCGGCACAUGUUUAUGAAAAAUUCUCAAAAAAGAAAUACUAGCCUCAUCAUUUCAGCUGACCUCACCUGCUAAUAAAAAGCUCACUGAUAACUGAUUUGUCUGAUUUGUCCAAGAAGCAACUGAACUCUGAACUCAUGAAUAUUUUUGAUGUGAUGUUUUUGUAAAAAAUUAGAAACCUUUGGAUCAGAAUGCAUUUUCUACUUUCUGCCUGUGUUCCCAUUGUUGUUCGUAGUCAUGGCAGUGUAGUUUAAUUAAUUUAUAUGUGAAAGCAGAAAGGAAAAUGUAAUUUUACCUGUCAGAUAAAUGAGAAGAUGAUUUAUUCUGUGCAAAUUUGUUGAAUUUUGUCUCAGAGCUACGGAAGCCUAUUUCUACCAAAAGAAAUCAACAAAGGUAUUCCAUGCAAACUAAUUCUAAUGACAUGAUUACACUGAAACUGUCAUUGACUCUCAGCAAUGCAACUUUAAUAUUAAAUUCUGAGCUGUCGGUUAAAAAAAUUUGCAGCAGCAGAUUUGUAGUUAAAUCUGAUUUUCAUUAGUGCUCGUGGUCAAGAAAGAUUAUAAAUUUGUUGGGUAAUUAUUUUCAGAAGAACUGUAAUCUGACUGAAAGCUAUGAGAAAGAUCUAAAAUGGUCCCUGUGAUGAGACUAUUUUUGAUAAUCAUGAUUAUGUUUAGUUAUUGGCAGGAAUGGGCUUUCAUACCAAUCUUACUCUGUUACCAAGGUCGCCAGUCCCUUUCAGCUUCUCUCAUCAUUUAUCAGGAGCUGAUUGAUUAAUCAAUUAAUUCCUCUUUGUUUGUGAUCAAGAAGAUUAUUACAGUCCCUGCUGAACUGUGCACUCUUUAACUCCUGAAUGCUGGGUUGAUGGUCUGUUAGCAAUUAAUAAAGACAAAAGUAGAAAUAGA